AUGCCUGUGCUGAUGGUCGGUUGGCUCGUCUUGGUAGCAGUAGCGAUUACUGCACAUCAAUUAGUAUGCACCUGUGCUGGAAAGUGCCGACGUUCAAAGAAGCUCAAAGAAGGAUAUCUUCCAGAAAGUAAUAGACUGUCAAAACUACUAAACCCCUCAAAUGAGUGCCCUACACCUCAGGAAACCGAAGGCACUCAGGAAUCUUCACGUAAGGAAAUCAAAAAGGAUAAAUCGGAGAUCCCUCAGAAGUCUAAUCUUGCACCUUCCAAUUCUAACGUUCCAAAAAAUACUUUAAAGCAGCAACCUCCCGAAUCGGCGGUUCAAAAGUUGAAUGUAAGAAAAGCAGAGAUCGCCCGCACACAACAUUCUAAAGAAGAAGACCGAAUUUCGGAUGUUAAAGCAAAGCAAAAAAAUCGAGCUUCAGCAGAAGACCAAGAAAUAGCACGCACACAACAAUUUUUGGAUGAACCACAAAAUAGGGAAAUAACCCAAGAGGUUACAGCAAGGACUGUUCAAACCGUAUCUGAAAAACGGAAGAAAUAUGCUGUAGAAUACGAUGUGACUCAGGAGGAUAAGAUGACACCUGUCAGAUGA
Necator americanus (New World hookworm) is the source of this 594-nucleotide messenger RNA. RefSeq lists its product as uncharacterized. The record is from RefSeq and is a predicted model, not a curated record. The transcript has 4 exons. The coding region runs from base 1 to 594 and encodes 197 amino acids. Lineage: Eukaryota; Metazoa; Nematoda; Chromadorea; Rhabditida; Ancylostomatidae.